AUGGAUAUCGUUCUCGAACUAUGGGACACCUUUAUUGGUGAUCGCCUUUAUUCGACCCUUCUCCCCGCGUCACUAUCCUCCUCCGUCUCAUUGCCGUCCUUCGUCAAUGCGGCUGCCAACACUUCAAUGGCCCUGUUUGGGCCUGCGGAACCAUUUGUCUAUGAACAGGCCACACAGAUGAUCUACCUGGAGCCCUCGAAAUAUGCAUACCUGAGUGCCUGGCCCAGAAACAACAUCUACCGUCAAUUCACGAGCUUUUUCCUGAUCACCUGGCUGUUUGGUUUGCUGGUCUACUUUUUGGUCGCAACGCUCUCGUACAUCUUCAUCUGGGAUAAAACAACCUACAAACACCCCAAGUUCCUCAAGAACCAGAUUGGCCUUGAAAUCCGACAGGCCAUGUCCGCAAUGCCUCCGAUGUCUCUGUUGACAGCUCCUUUCUUCGUUCUCGAGGUUCGUGGCUUCGCCAAACUCUACGAUACCACCGCCGAGGAGCCCUUUCCGUACUACAGCUUGCUCCAAAUUCCCUUCUUCAUCUGCUUUACCGAUUUCUUCAUCUACUGGAUCCAUCGUGGCCUGCACCACCCCAGCGUCUAUAAGACUCUACACAAGCCUCACCACAAGUGGAUCAUGCCUAGCCCUUACGCCUCGCAUGCUUUCCACCCCCUCGACGGCUGGUCCCAGAGUGUCCCGUACCACGUCUUCCCCUUCCUUUUUCCUCUUCAGAAGGUCGCCUACGUGUUCCUGUUCGGCUUCAUCAACCUCUGGACCGUCUUCAUUCAUGACGGCGAGUACGUCGCCAAUAGUCCUGUCGUGAAUGGCGCUGCUUGCCACACCAUGCACCACCUGUACUUCAACUACAACUACGGACAGUUCACCACUUUGUGGGAUCGUCUGGGUGGCAGCUACCGCAAGCCCAAUGAGGAACUGUUCCGUCGGGAGACCAAGAUGGGCGACCAAGAGUGGAAACGACAGGCCAAGGAGAUGGAGUCCAUCCUUAAGGACGUCGAGGGCGAAGACGACCGCAGUUACUCUUCCGACAAGAAGAAGAAUCUUUGA
Messenger RNA from Penicillium bovifimosum, 1056 nucleotides. RefSeq names its product sterol desaturase family protein. The transcript has 2 exons. Gene Ontology annotation, molecular function: iron ion binding; oxidoreductase activity. The record is from RefSeq and is a predicted model, not a curated record. NCBI's taxonomy places the organism in Eukaryota, Fungi, Ascomycota, Eurotiomycetes, Eurotiales, Aspergillaceae. Gene Ontology annotation, biological process: lipid biosynthetic process. The coding region runs from base 1 to 1056 and encodes 351 amino acids.